UCUCAAAGCACCUGGACGAAGCGGAUCUUCACGGAUAUAUGGACCGGAGUUCUGAAGCCCUGAGGAAGCGAACUUUGUGUGGGAAUGUGUUUAAUUAUUUCCCUUCGGUUCGGGUCGGAUUUUAAAGUCCUAAAAACUAAUCUGGGGGGUUGAUUUAGAGGGGCUCUGUUGGUUACUUUGGAAAAUCUCGUUGGAUCAUCUCACCCGACUAACUUUGUGAAUGUUUUCAGAACUCUCAUGGAGAUCCUGCUGGACAGCUUUCAUUGAUUUAUGAGGAUUUAUUUCUCGAGCUGGAGGGCUGACUUUCUUACCUGGACUAGUUUUCGUCCUUUUAAUCUCGGAUAAUGUGAUUUCCAGCUCAUAUAAACGGUUUUAUGGUGUUCAUAUCAGACUAGGUUCAAUGAUGAUUUCGGAGGAGAGAAACAACCCUGUUAGUAAACAGACUCUGAACUUCCCUGUGGGUUUACUGAUCCGCUCUCCAAAGAAGAGACUGGCCAAACUGGGGAGGAAACCCAGCAAUGGAUCACUACAGUAAGUCUCUCAACUGUUCACCACACUCAUGAUUUAAAACUCUUUGAAAACAUAAUGAAAUGGUUUGUGUCAGUCUGUAAAGCACUUUUUCAGAAAAGGCUUCUUUUUGAAGUGACAUAACCCCACUUAAUAUAGUUACAACAGUGUCUAACUUUACUUUACUGAGUCUGGGCCCAAAAGUCUUAUUACAUGUGUUAAAUUAUACUAAUAACUGCACAGAGUAUAACACUUUAAUCAAUUUGAUAAGUGCUCACAAAAACUGCAAAACACCAGGGGUGGAAAUAAUAGUCUGACUGUUUCAAAGUUUUCACUUAAAGCUCCUGUGAGGAUUUUUUUUAGCUAGUCAUGAAAAAGCCUGAAAUUAAUAUUGUUGCCUCUUUAUUACUAACAAAAACUAAACAAGACUUUUGGUAUAAAGGUUGAUUCAUUUUAGGGGUAUUUCUGACAACUGAAAAUGCUACCGAGGGUAGGUGUCAAACAAUGUGAUUGAGUCCAUGCUGCCAAAACAUACACCUGUUUUUCAUUUUCCACUGCAAAGGUCCUUUAAAAGUGAUCAAUCUAAUCUUGAAUGGGAUUUUAUGAAAGUUUUUGUACCAGGUCCUGGGUAUGACCUUCAAACCUACAGUGAGGAGGGUCAAGAGAGGAAGGUUUGCCCCCAGAUGAUGAAAAAGCUAAAAAAAAUUUAUCACAAUGUAGAACAAUGAUAGCCCUAUACCUGUUGAGGGUGUAGUACCAUAUUUUUCGCACUAUAAGGCGCACCUGAUUAUAAGGCGCACCAUCAAUGAACGCGUCUAUUCGCGUCUAUUUUCAUACAUAAGGCGCACUGGAUUAUAAAGCGCAUUAAGCCAAACAAAACAGUCAAUAACUCCGCAAGGCUCCGGUAGCUGCAGUGCUCCGACAAGCCAAAAGGAUUUUAAGUGCGCCUCAUAGAGAGAUGCUUGAACCAAAGUAACCUGGUCGACGUGCCGCACAACUGAGUUCUACUGUGAGUUGUGAUGUUCACUGAAAGUCCAGACACUGUUCCUCAGAUUCAGCAAACAAAAAAUUUAUUGCAAUGAACCUAACCAAAUCCAUUUUGCAUUUGAUAUCCAACACUGAACAAACAAGGAAAACGCCGGUAGUUACGCCACAAUGGCCAGAAACUUUUUGCCCUUCCGGGUCAAACACCUGCCCACAACAGUGACAUGGCUACCUUUAUUCCUGAGCCCCUAGAUUACAAGACAGCGACACCCAUCGCACAUAAAGUGAACUGCAACUCAUUAUACAUCAACAUAUUUGGCUCCUACAGAUAACUUAUUUAGAGGUUGAAGUUCUUAAAACAAGUCCACAUGCAUGACUGCAGCAGCAUAUAUGUUUAAGACUUGUCUGUCAUAAUGUUUCCUCUUCAGGUCCAGUAACUCCGACAGCAUCGUCCGCUCCUCAGACAGUGCCGUAGUCCGCCAGCCAGCCAAAAGUAAAAUCCGCCGCCACAACAACAGGCUCUCAAAUGUUUUUAACCACAGUCCAAACCUGCGGGACAACGGACGCCAUGGCCCAGCGUCAGGUGCCGGAGGUGUGGCUGGUGAUUUGCAGGCUGCAGAUGACCCAGCAGAGCUGUCUAGUCAGAUGUCCGUCCCCGGCAUCUUGAAGAUCUUUGGCAGCGACAUCUGUCAGGGGACCAACUACAAAAGUGUGCUGGCCACCACGCAGUCCAGUGCCAAGGAGCUGGUGAAGGAGGCCUUAGAGAGGUAAGAGGGGAGGGGUUUCAAACCAUCUGAGAGCAGGUUUUAUAUUACAGAUCUGCCAGCUAGACUACACCUGACAGCCUCAGAUUAAGCUUUGAGAUUUAAGCCUGAAACCUGAAACAUAUACUGAGUAUGUCAAGAAACACAGGCUGUGAAACAAGAACUACAACCCAAACUGUUAAAUCUUCAGAAACAGGCUUAGGAACUUUACACUUUGAAGUAAUCAGUCAUAAAAAGCACAAUAUGCAAUGAAGAGAAAUGCUACAUCUGUGCCUCAAAUAUAUUUGAAACCGGACUUCUGUAAAGAGCUGUUUUAGUUGGAUGAAAGUGGCAGCAGUAGUGAAAUGUUUGCCAUUGUUCAAGCUCUUAAUCAAUCAAUAAAUACCCCCUGUCAAUCCCAGCUUUUCAAACAGGGAUUCUUUGUUUGUAUUCUUGAUUUUAUAACAACCUGAAAGUAUUUAGGGUUGGUCUGUUUGCUAAUUUAAGACUUUGCCCAUGUCCCUGGCAUUGUUAUUCAGAGCUUCUUGUAAUUUUCUUUAAUCUCAAACUUAAAUAAAAGUCAGCAAUUGUGCUAGCAUCUCUUAACAAGGUGCUUUGAAGCUGGUAAAAGUUCUACAAGCUUUGCUGCGUUUAAAUAGCUUGUCACCUUGCCAACUUUUGUCCAAAUAAAAGCAUCUAAGGACAAGUUUUAUGCCAUGAUUGCACUCGCUUCAAAUUGAAGCCUUAAGUAAUUACAGUAAUCUCAAGAAGACAACAGUUGUGUGCAUGGAAUUCAAGGCAAUAGAGUUAUUUUAGUCAGCACUUAAGUAGCAGCCCAAUACGAAUUCAUGCAUUUUUGACAUUAUGGCACCAUAAUGGAAAAAAACAGACAAAAAGUAUUUCUCUUUUUGUAUUUCAGUAAUGGUCAGAUAAGAAGAAGAACAGCUAUCUCAGUUUUGGAUGGUCUGAAGCCACCAUCCUCAUCCCAUCCCCCUCCCCAUGUCUAACUUUAGUCAACUUCUUCUCUAACUGUCCCCCUUGUAUCUCAGGUAUUGUCUGGAAAAAGAAGACCCCAGCGACUAUGUGCUGUGUGACGUGAUUGGACAGACAGGGACAGAUAACCAGUGGAGAAGGGAGUGUUUCAGAGUUGUGGGGGACCAUGAGAAGCCUCUCAAGCUUCAGUCUCUGUGGAAACCAAAAGAAGGAUUCUCCAGACGCUUUGAGAUCCAGCUGAGAGCAAGCGUGGAGGAGCAGAGCCUAAAGGACCGAGACACAGUCACAGCAGGUAAACAUCCACACCCUGCACACUCUCACACUUUCCCCUGUCCUCCCAAGGGACCACAGAUUGAGCCUCCCAUCAAACCGUCCUCAGUGAUAAACCUCUGUGAUCUUGACGUUCCCCUCAUUAUAAAUCACUGAGUCUGUUUUCAUGUGGAGCUUCUCCCUGCUCUGUGGCUACAGGCUCACAGCCUCAUUGUGCAGCUUAUCAGUGGGCCAAGCAUAGAGGGAGAGAGAGUGGGAGGUCAGAAGGAACAAAAGCAGCAUGGGGGGGCACAGGAGGUCACUGUGGCCCCUCUCUUAUCUCUGUUUUAUUGCAGGGCCCAUUAGGGCCCCAUGAAACGUAGAGGCAGCUCUGAAUGUGUCGGCUUACGUUGUUAUUCUUUCACUCAGAGGUCACUUCCUGCUCUCUGAGCAGCCAUGUUGACUCUGGCACAGCUCUGUUGGUACAGUGUUUUUUUUCUUAUCUUUGGUACUGAUGUGUUGGAAAUUCCUCCUGAUUGCAGAUUUGCACAAACAAGAUUAAGGCUUGAAAUUUGAUUUCUGUUGCUUUUAUUUUUCCUGUUUUAGAUAAUACUCUGUGGGAAAAGUGUGAAGUGUUGAGUUUUUGUCAUUAAAGCAAGAGCCUUUUUGCUAGAAUCAGUUUUAGUGAUUCACCUUUAAACUCCCCAGUGAAAGCUCAACUUAGUCUGAUGCAGAUGAAACAAAACUUUAAGAAGUCCAAAACAAAUAAAUAUGGAGAGGGUUGAAAUUUUGGAAUAAUAUAGGCAAGGUCCCCAGAAGACAGAGGUCAACACCUGUCCUCUAUCGGCCUCUGAGUGUGCACAGGUGUGUGAUUUCUCAUGACAUCUUGGAGGCUAUUAAUAUAUCAUUGCAGUGUCCUCAUGCUGGAACCUUGACGUUAAGGUCGGCAUACAAAUAAAUUGUGUCUUUUCUGUUUCUAUGACAUACUUUAUAAGUCUAAUUAAGUGUUUUCAUAUACAAGCUGCUCUUUACAAAUUGCACCUAGAGGUAUUAAGAAAGUUGCACAACAUGGAAACUGGUCACCUAUCCAGUUUAUGGCCACACAGUUGUUAACAAUAUGGAAAACAUCAGUGUAGUAUCUAUGUACUCCUUAUGGUCUUCUUUAUUGGAUGUUUUGGGAAGAAAGUUUGGCCAAUAUUAACAAAAGCUAACAGCUAUGUUUUGAUUGUAGUUUGAAUAAAACAUGAUUUAGUCUCAUUGACAUCCCCCUUUGGUUUCUGAGGAGGUGUCAUGAAGCUUAAAUGGCGACUGCCCCGUUGGAAACGUUGACUAACUUCCAGCUAAUUUGUACUUUGGAAACCAACAGAAAAGGUUUAGUUGAGGCAUUAGCCAGCUGGCUAACAACUACAACAUACACACCUGUCAACCAAUUCAACUGCCAACCAAAGGACAAGCAAAAAAGGAAUGUAGCGCUUUGAACAAGUGUGUCAAGAAGGGCUUUACAACGUUAAAAAUAAGUGGCAAGAAAGUCACAAGUGCCAAAAAUAACUUCAUUUUAACAGGUGAGGUGAAAUAAACUUUGCCAUUCAGUGUUCAUGAAGAGAGAAAUGAGCUGGAAAGACCAAAACUGUUUUAAGUACCAAACUGUAAACAUGUUUUUCUCUUAAUGGCUCUAACAGUGUGUCCUUAACCUUUAAAGACAGCCUCACCCAUAAAGCUGCAUUUUUCAACCCUGGAAGUUGCUGUGUGGUUGUGUUGGUGCUUUAAAAGCCUCAUACUUCAUAUCGGACUGCUUUACCAAAAGGGCAAUCACUGCCAAAACCAAACUUGAACAAGUGCUCCUUCAGUAAAGUGAUGGUUUGACUGAGAUUUAGCAUUCGAGUCUCCAGCCACUGAGGAACAAUAUUUAGACUGAUAUUUGACACUCAAACUCAAACAUGAAAAUCAAAGAAGCAUUUACAUACCUCUAAAGGAAGGAUGCAGCCUGAGCUAGCAGCUAAUUAGCUUAACUUGGCAUUAAGACCUGAAAAAGCAAAAACAGCCAUCCUGGCUCUAUUUUACUCUUCCUCCAGCACCUUUUAGGCUCACUGAUAAGGACCUCAUUAUUGCUCUUUAGUCUGUGCAGAAACUAAAGCGUGACAAAAACAACACUCUUUUAUGAUCCAGACUAAUUCUUGGCUCUGAGCAGGCCAGGAAAUAGUCUGGAACAUUGCCUCUAUAAAACGGCAAUGUUUUUUUUUUUUUGCCCAGAUUGAACAAACAAGAUUUAGUUUGUUGAUUAUUGAAAUUGAAGGUGCUGGAAAGACCGUUUUGUUACAUUUGGAAAGAGCUAGCAAAGCUGUUUCCGUCUGUUUCCAGACAGCUACAAAAUCCCAGUGCAGAUGAAUAGGUGAUAUCAGUCCUCGAACAGAAAAUGGACACGUUUCCUGAACCAAACUGUUGCUUGCAUUGAUGUCUUUAGUCAUGUGAGCAUAAGCAUCAAAAUUCUUCACCUCUAGAUUUUAACAGACUUCAGACUGAAAUGUCCUGUCUUACUCAAACUCAGGUUCUUGUAGUUCUCUCUGAUCCACCUCCCUUUCCUCCCACACAUCAAGCUCACAGGCUUUCCCUGCACACUGUGAGUGUUUGUGCCACCCUCCUGCUGAACAUUGUAGAGAACAGCCGUUUCCACAGCUGAUAAAGGAGCAGAGAUUAACGGCUCCAAACCAGCUGAAUGGUGUUUGUGUUACGUCAGGCGGGCCGAGCGCAUGUUUCCUCUGCUUCCUCUGCUUCAGGUUUUAUCUGAACUCAGGCCAAAAAAAGUCCUGUACCAGAGAGACUUCAACAAGAACUUUAGUCAGGGUUCAGUUUUUGGGUGGCUGAAUUUUUACUUAAAGCACAGCAGGAUCAUUUAGAAGACACAUUUUAUGCAUAAAACAGAGUAAAACAGAUGAUUGAGAACGUGAAGAACAUAAGGGACAUCAUGUAGUUCGGCCAACUUGUGUUAUUUCCCUUUUAUUUCAGUUGUGUGAAGUUGAAUCAUUAUCAAGUUUCAUAAAGUAAAUAAUGAAAUGUUUAGAUUUGUCGUAACCUUCGCUAACAUAUUUUUGUUGUCGUCAUCAUCGUCAGGGAUCAAUGCUCAGGCCCGUAAACUGCAGAAGACCCGCAGCAGGGUGGCGUCCCUGUUUGUAGACAGCAGCUUGGACGACGUGGACGGACUCGGUGUAUGGAGGAGUUUGAGCGAGAUGGACCUGUCCGCCAUGGGGAAGGAGGCGGAGCGAGCGAGGCAGAGCUCCACCCUCAGAGAAGACCCCGAGCCAGAAGCCGAUAAGGAGGAGCUGAGACUGGGUCAGGAGAAGGAGGAGACGGAGAGCAGCGACGAUAACACCACCCAGUACUCCAUCCACCCGCCAUUUGACUUCCCAUACUUCCUGCUACUACAGGGCUACAACCACAGACAGGUGAGGGGCUGAUUAUGAUACAUGUCAGUCAAUAAUCAUGAAAUAUUGAUUGAUAUUUGAUGAUCCAUUUACAACAGGUAAAGCUUGCUGUAAAGUGUAACAUUAGCUAGGCUAGCAUAUCAAGCAGUGAAUGUUUAAGAAGAUUUCACUGUAAAAUCACCCAAGGUACUUUAACACAGCAGAGUAUUAGGGCCACAUUAAGAAAAAAAAAUGUAAGAGAUUAAAGCCGUUAACUUGUGAGAAUAAAGUAAUUUCUUACAAGAAUAAAGACAUAAUCCAGUAAUUAUUUAUGAGAAUGAAGUCGUAAUAAGAGAGUAAAGUCAGAAUAAAGUCCUUAUAUUCUAACCUGUUGUUUAAGAUGGCAGUUGUUAAAAUUAGAGCCAUGGAGCAUUUUGUGAAAAUGUACUUCAGUACAGGUUUCUAAACAAGGAGAUACUUUAUCUUUUGGCACAUCAGCACCACAUUAUUGUAAGUAUCAUAAUGAUUUUAUUACGACUUUAUUCUCGGAAGUAAUUACUUUAUUACGACUUUAUUCUCAUAAGUCAUGAUUUUAUUACGACUUUAUUCUAGUAAGUUAUUACUUUAUUUUUGUAAAUUAACAACUUUAAUCUCCAAGUCUCAAUUUUUUUUCCUCUUAAUGUGGCCCUGUUACUCCAUUGUACUUUAAAAUGGACAUGCACAGAUAAAGGACUGUAUCACUGUAUUUUAGAUGAGACCACUUUCUUUUGUUGAAAGAAUCGACUGGUUGCAUGAAAUAGUUGUAUUUGACAGUAUGGCUCUGUUCUGAGGGCCUUCUGCUUUUGAAGGCCAAAGCCUGCAGCAAAGAGAGCACACCUCCUGUCUGUUUCAUAUGCACACAUAGAGAGCCAUGGUAGGGAGAGCAGCAGCAAAGACCGCCAGCAUCAGUAACAAUACAUAUGACACUGUUAAAAUCAGACACAACAUAAAAAGGAGAUGAGUCGGUUGGAGGCAGGUUUCAAUGUCAUUAUGACGGAGGGGGUGAGAGAAGUCAGGCUGAAGCAGUUUUAAUAGAAGAGUCACUUUGACCUUUACCAGUUGGAUUCAUAGGUUAUUGACUGGGAUGCCAGCUGAUAUGGGCUGGUGUUGUUAUCUGCAGACAUACUGUGGGCUGAGCUUGACUGUCAUGGCCUGCCUGAACUAGCACUAUGCAUAAUUAAACAAACUACCGUGCACACUCUGUUACACCAGGUUACAAAAGUCAUUGUUAACUAGGAAUUCUUUAGUAAUACAGCAAUAGUAAUUACACUCAGUUAAUGUUUUUUUCUGAUCUGUCUGUAGUUUAAUCUGUUUUUGAAAAAAUCAUCUUGGAAGAAACACACCACAACAUUUGAUAAGAUUUAACAAUAUAACCCGGUUUGCCCCAUUGAGAGAAUCAGCAGCACAACCUCAACCUAAACAACAGACUCUUACAGGAAGAUAAAAUAUAAUCUUAAAAUGACCAGUCAAAACAUUUACACAUGGACAGUCUGCACACUAAAGGGCGCUGAGUUCACUUAAAGUCUGAAGGUGUGUUGGCAGGUGGAGAAAGCAGGAGCUUAGCAGAGACACUCAGGCGUUAAAACCUUCAAUCCAUCACUUACCUGUCCUUAAAGACCUGAAGGAGAAUGUGUCACAGAGCUCAGAUUAUCUGCAACAGUCAGGAAGCCUUCAUCUCUCAGAGAGACUCUGGCCCAGACUGAACCUGUCCUUUAGAGACACUUAGGGGACAAGCUGUUUGUGUCUGCAUCCCUCAGAUAGGACACAUUGAUAGACAUACUGACUCAGACCAGCCGAGGACGUUCAAACCACAACAAAAACCUGAUUAUAGACACACAGCAGCUAUUCCCAGAGCUUAACAACAAACACACACUUUAACUACAGUCAUCUACAGCACACCUCAACUAUCAUAAAUCUUCCCUGAGACACAUGUGAGCUGAAAUGGUGCUGUUUGAAUCUCUUAGUUCAUGUUUGAUGGUAAACCACAGCGUCAGGCUGAGGUUUAGUUCCUUUCUAAGAGCACUGAGCUGAUCUCUCUCUCUGUGUUUAUCCCUGCUGACAGUGAGCUGACUGAGCAGAAACAUGGAGACCAGCAGAUCAGAGUCAGUGACAGUUAACACGGGGCAAAAACAGAGAGACAACACCACAAAAAAAGAGUAAAUAUAACUAGAAUAAUAUACAGAUAUGAACGCUCUCACUUAAAACUGUCAUACUUUAUAAGGUUAAACGAAAAUGCAUGUGGGUAAUUAGACUAAGUUUCCAUGACUAAGUUUACUGCUAAAUAAAAUAAAAAGACAUUGAAAAUCCUUCUUCUUUUUAAAUCUUUAACUUAGAUAUCAGAGGGCGUAUGUUUUUUUUUAAGCAAUUGUUCAAUAUAUUAAUAUUAAUAAUAUUGAUAUUAACUAUUUGUGGCCUCAUUUGUAAACCAAUAACUGUCACCAACUAUUGAGAAAAUAACUCUAUUUUUAGGUCAUGUGAGCAUACAAAGAAUUACUCCAAUCAUCACACAUUACUGCAAAUGACGUUUCAUAUUUUAAGUAAUUUUGUGUUUUUCAAUCAAGCAGGUAUCAUGAUGUUUUCUUAUUAAAGUCCUUAAAAUGAUACCUUAUCAGAGAGCCAGUGUAUGAUGUAUAUUAUCCUUAUCAUGGGCCACGUCAUUACAUAUCAUAACAAAUUGUAUUGAUUUGUAUCACACCAUAAUAUUCUAUCAUUAUUGAGGCAUAUUUUGUCAUAUAUCAUACCAAAUUGUAUCAUAUUUCAUAAUAUCAUAGUUUCUUUUGCUAUAUUGUGUUGUAUUUUUUCCACUGAAUUGCACCAUAUUGUAACUUUUGUUGUUUUGUGUCCUACCAUAUACUUUCAUGUUUCAUCAUAUACCAUCCAAGUCUAUCCUAUACUAUUGAACUGUUUAAAUGGCUGGCAUUGUAUUGAGGUGUGUGGUAUUGUAUUGUUUUAUACCAUGUUAUGUUGUAUUAUAUAGUCCUACAUAGAUUUGCAUUGCACUGUAUUGCAUUGUGACAUACCGUACAGUAUCUUAUAACAUCCUAUCCUGUUAUUUCUAAAGUUGCACAGAUACUUCAGCCCCUAUAUUUAACAUAUAUUUUCAUGGUCAAUUAUUUGUUGAUGAAUCUAUUCAUUGGUAGGUAUAUAAAAUAUCAAACUAAGAGAGAAAUGUGGACCAAUGUUUCCCAAAGGUCAAGAUGAUGUCCUCAAAUGUCCACAACCCCAAGAUUUACAGUUUACAGUCACAGAGGAGAGAAAACAGAUUCCUAAAAAUAUUCAUAUAAAAUAAAAAGGAAACAAAGCUGAACGGACAGAGCUGCACUGCAAUGAUUAAGUAUCAUGUCCUAACUAAUGCUCUUAAUGUGCUGACCUGAGGUCAAUGACAUUACAGCGUCUCUCUCAUUAGCGUUUCCUUUCUCGUGUGUCCUCGCACUGCCUCCUCAGGUUGUCUUGAUACCGUCUGAUCUUGCUGCAGUUCACACGCACACGACUGGAUUGCUACCAAUAUGUUACACAACAAACACCAAAUCCAUCUUAUACACCAAACAACGACAACAGGAAGCUUCCUUACUUGUGGGAUUUUACCAGGAUGCAGUUUUGGACUUUUUAUCAUGUUUCAAUAGUAAACUUUUAAACUGACAAUCUUAGAGACCAUGAAUGACUUUAAGUCGUACAUUGGUUGAAUUGGUUUCAUUCUGUGGUUGUUUAAAACUUUUACUGCGAGUAGCUGACAAUUCUGGAGGUAAAAAAAAAAAAAAAAAAACAGACCGAAUGAAGCCCAACUUCUGUGAUGAGGCUGAAGACGAGAUCUUGGAGUUUAUGGAUCGACAAAUUUCUUUGCAGAGUGUGGCUAACAGUAGCAGAGCUAGCACCACCAACCUGGAGCAGGUCACAUCUGAAGCACUUGAUUUCAGUUUGUUCUAUUGAUCACAUCAGCUUCAACUUAUGAUGCUUUAGGAUUCAGGCGGAUUGAGAAGAACAUUUUAUUGACUGAAAAGUUUUAAAAGCAUAUUUAAUUGUAGGUAAAAAACAAUAUUCAUGAAUGCCCAAAAUGAUUAACACCUGUUGUCUUCUUCUUGUUCAGGAUUUUGUGAUCUAUCUGAUGAGCGGGAGCAGCACCAUCUUUGGCUGCUGCAGGGAGCACAGUACAGGUGAGGAUGAGGAGAGGCUAAAAGUGGACAUCCUCCUCUUUGCCCCUGAUGUCUUACCUCAGCACUGCUGUGUCAGACGCCUGGACUCUUCCACCCCCACCUCCACAGGAGGGCCCAAAAAAACCCUUACCCUGCUUAAGCCCCUUCAUGGGGCCCCUGUCACCAGAAACGGAUUCCUGCUCAAAGAAGAGGAGGAGUUGAACCCUGGGGACCUGGUGGGUUUGGGAAAACACUACCUAUUCCUGUUCAAGGACCCUACCUGCACCUCAGGACCCCAUCAGACCCCUCCAUGGAUGAGCAGACUCUGUCCAAACUCUGACUCUAAGACUUCUUGUUCCUCAUGUGGCUCUUCUGUGGGAAUCAGACGGUUCCAUAAGAAGUCCUUACCUCCUCCAUGGAGAGACCUGGAGGGGACCGAGGCUGUGCUUGUGUACGAGCUGGAUCAGGAGGAGCAGGUCCUACAGGAGGUUCUGGCUAUGUUGGACCCUAGAGGAGAAGGACCAAAGCUCACACCAGCUUUCCUGCUGAGUCUGUGCAUCCAACACUCAACUACUACUUUCCCUCUGACUCACCUGAGACAGCUGCUGCUCUGCAUUGCCAACCAAAUCCAGCUGCUAACCUGGGUGAGAACCACACUCUGUUCUCUAUUCAUAGAUCCCUUUAUCAGUGUCUUAUAUUCAGUCUGUAAGAGUAAGAGUAUAUUUUCCGCCCAGCAUGCCAUCAUGGUUUAACACAAGGUAAAUGAGAGAGUUGGUCUUAAAUGAAAACAUGUGCAUGAAACAUGUUUUUUUUUCCUUUCAGGAGAAAACAAAAGAACUUGCAGCAAUGCAGCCUGAAACGAAGUGAGUAUACGAAGCAUUUAUCAUUUUCAGAAUGUUCCAGAAAUACCCUGUAACGACACUGAGACACAAAAAGCAGAGCAGCUGUCUGCGAUGAUAUACAACACCACGGACACACUGCGAUACCUUAAAUUUAAACAAAUGUAGCUUGUGUAGCUCACGAGUCAAAGUACCUCAUUAUACCUGAGCUGAGAUAUAUUGACCUGCCAAGUCUAGAUGUAAAACUUAAUUGAAGAUUUCAUAGAGCCAAGGCUUUAAUUAACUUUGAUUAUUUUGAGUUAUUUUUAAAGCCAAGUAGGGAAGUUGCAGUUGUGUAAAUUUUGACCUAACCCUGUGGACAAAGUAGUCUUUGCUUAUCUUGUCCGCUACAUGCUAAAGUCGAGUCAUCAGACAAAAAAUCUCAUUCUGUUGACUUUUGAUUGUGAAAAACAUCACUGAGGCUGAUCACUACAUGUUAAAAUUGUAAAACCAUGGCUGGUUUUUCAGCAGCUUGCCUGACACCUACCCCCUUGCAUCAUUUCCAGCAUUAAAAAUUUAGACAUAAAAAUUUACAAUCUUGUCAAGAACGGUCUUUUUUUUGUUUUUGGGGAUCAUGAAGAGACCUCAGUAUUUAUAUCAGUCUAUUUCAUAAGUGUCAAAAAUCCUUUGCUGGAGCUUUAACAAAUAAGUUGGGGUGUUUCUGUAAACUUAUGGACUCAUCAGGUAAUGACUUAUGUUGUUUUUGCAUCAAAGCUAACCUGAGAGUAACUCUUUUUCACAGCAGACAUUUUGGGCAUAUAAAAAAUAACAAUUAAUAAUUGAAGAUUGUGCAUAAUUAAUGGUAACAUGAUUGCGUGAUCGGUCUUUUUUGAGAUUUUCCUCCCAGAUUUCUGGCUUUAGGUCUGAUGUUUGUGGACAAGGUAGCAAAGCUGCUCUCUGUAAAAUAAGUGUAAUUUUGUUGCGUUAAGUGUGUCAUUUGAGAUUUUAAGAAAGUCAGUUGAAGACAGUGUUGAACUAUCAAACAGUCGAUGACACUGGGACAGUCUCAGACCACAGCUGUGCUUCCAGAGAAAGAAAGUAAUAUCUUCAGAUAAUCACGUAAUGCGUGGAACACUUGAGUCUGCACCUUAAAUGGAAAUGGAAAUUUUUAAGGGGAAGUAAAAUCAAGAGUUUAACUGUAGUUCAUUACUGACAGAGCUUUUCAUUAAAACUGAGAAAACCUUUUUGAGUCAGUGUGAAGUCAGACUGAAAUCUGUUGUCAUAGCAAACAUGAUGGAAGGAAACAUAUUGCGUGUUUAUAUUAAAACUGUUGUUGGAGACAGAGGGUUUAUGCAUGUGUAAGCUUCUCUCAUCAAACACCUGCCUAUUUCAUGAAACACAAGACAAAUGUUUCAUGGAGGCACAAAGCUCUUUACAAAACAAAAUCUAAUACUAUUGUGUAACAAAAUUUGUCAUCAAACACAUAUAUGAACACAAUUUUAAAACAUUAAAGGAAACGAAAAAAUAUAUAAACAAUAUUUCUUGAUCAAAAAUUCAGAAGUGAGCAACCUCCAAAAAAAAAAAAAAAAAAAAAUCUCAAAAUGCAAAAGUAAGAAGAAAUAUUUUACUGGUGAAAAAAGUUGUCUUGGAGCAAAAAGAAUUUCCGCAAAACAAAAAAGAAUUUCGUUUUGUAUCAUAUUAAAUAUUUAUAGUAAUAUGAUUUUUUUUGCUCCGUAAAUGUUUUAGUGUUUUGGAGAAUAUUUUGUGUUUUAUGAAAUAUUUUUUUUCUUCUUAAAUUAUUUUACUGAGUAUUUUUUCAUUUGGUGAUUUUUUGGUGUUCAGUGAAAUAUUUUUGCAUAUGAUGAAAUUUGUCACUGUUUAUUGAAAUAUUUUUAUUUUGUUGAAAUGCAUUUGUACUCAAUGAAAUUUGUUAUUUUGUGGUCAUGAAAUGUUGAUGUGAUUAACCCUCUGAGCCACCGUACUGUCAGUUUAAAUGUAAAACUAUCUCUAGAAAGGAUGCAAACUAAAACCAGACUUUGACAGUCAAAUUCAUAUACAACCAACAGACUGAUGACUUAGUGAACAGCCGGCUUUGGGCUGAGCUUUUGAACCUCCAGAAAACCAGCCUCCUGAAUUAGUCUGUGUCAAGUUUUAGAGGAAGAAGCUGUUUGGCUGAGGCACACCACUCUCUCAGAUUGCUUUAGCAAAGAUUCUGUUCUUGUCCAUCAGGAUUUCCUCCGACGUUCAGUCUGAUCUUCAGCGUCUCAGCAUGUCAGAGCUGAUCUCAGGUCUGCAGCCGCUCAUGCUCUGGAUGUCAAACUCCAUUGAACUGCUGCACUUCAUCCAGCACAGUGUGCCCCAGCUGAUCCAAAAGGAAGGGGAAGAAGGUACAAAAAAAAUGACACACUUUGAUGUUUACCCCAAACAUGCCUGUCAGAGCUGCACUGUAUGUGUGUGUUUAAUUUUAUCUAAAUGUAUGUGUGUGUGUGUGCUGCAGUUGUGCCAGAUUCUGAGAUGUCCUCCAUUCGGAUAGCCUGUGAGGAAGCCAUGACAGUCCUGGAGGAAGUCAUCAUGUUCACCUUCCAGCAGUCUGUCUACUAUCUCACAAAGGUCAGCUCACACACACAAUAAAACACCACACACUUUAAGGUCAGCUCACACACUUCCAUGGAAUAUGCCACACAAACUGAGGUAAGCAUCCACACGUUCAUACAUUACACUUCUCCAGUGAAGUCCCGCACACUCCCACGAUGACAUCACUGUUUCACUCCCUGCCGAGCUGUAGAAUUAGAGCGACGGGUCACAGGAAAUCUGACUGUAUAAACACCAUGUUCUGUUUUCAUUCAGACAGAAACACAAUCACAGACUGGAAACUCUGAUUUGUCUGUCAGGCUCAGGCAGGAAGCCGCCUGUGAGACAGUGAGCAGGGUGAAUUUUCCACCAAUGGGAACGUAAACAAAAGUGCAAUUCUAUCUCUCUGGUUCGUUUGAUAAGACAACGAGAAUGCCUGAUAAAGUGAGAAUUCCUGAAGUUACAUUUACACGUAAAGAACCAGGAACUUUUGGUACCAAGAACUGUUUGCUAAAGGAACUCAAAGGUUCUUGGUUGGUCUGUUGUUCUCCAGUUCCACAGCAGUCCACAGACCCUUAUGAUAAGUCAGCAGACAUGUAUAAAGUGCUUUCAGGUGUGUUUGUGCUCUACCAGUCUGGGCUGUUUCUGAAAUUUGUUGCAUGUAUAAUCUUGGGAUCAGGCAACUGAAGACGUUGUCAUAAGAAACAGGAAUUCAAAAUACUAAAGAAGGCGAGGGAAGUGAACAGAUCUACAUCAUCUAACGUCCUCAUGAAAAGGUCAAAGGUCAUGUUUUUCUUUGGCUUAGAAGAGAAGUUUAGCUGUGAGUAAUUGGCUUGGUAAAGGAUCUUGAAAGACUUGAUUCAAAGCCUUUAUAAGGACAUCAGCAAGGGUCCUAAGAUGGAGCCUUGUGGAACACCAGACAGAAACAAAAAUAAGGAAACCAGAUCAUUCUGAACCCACUUUUAGAUCUUUAAACCAACACUAAAAUGUGAACCAACACUUUAAAAAAAUUGAAGAGCAUUUUAGUAGCACUCAGUGUGAUUUGCUUGAUAAGGGGUGUUGAAAAUCUUGACCCAAAGCCUUUGUGAGGACGUCAGUAAGGGUCCCAUAACAGAGUCCUGGAGAACACCAGACAGAAACCGGAAAGAAGGAAAAUGGAUCAUUUUAAAACAAUUAGGUCGUAAAACCUCAUCUCGAAUCUGGAAAAACUGUUAUAUAAAAAUAUUUAAAGUCUGUGAAAGCAGAAAGUUUGUGUCUGAGUUUGUACACCAGACUGCUGCCAGACUUCCCGUUCAGGAGCCUGACAGGACCCUCCCAGGCUGAUUUAUGAGACUGUCACAAGUUAAAGCUGCUUAUUAAAGUCUAACUGUAGAAAACACACACCGCCCUGCGCACACUCACUGCUCCUGCUUCCCUUUUCCAUUCAGUGCUGCUGUUUUCAGGAACACUGCUGCCUCCUCAUUUAUGGUAAACACCCCUUUUACCGUCCAGCUUAGGCUCAACCAAAAAAAAACUCACUUUAGUGUCAUCCUCCAUGUCUCUUGAUAGACAGAGCUUUUGCGUUACCUCUGCCUGUUGAGCUCUGUUUAAAUCUUUAUUAUGCACUCCAAUCCCUGUUAUAAUCAGAGUGUUUUAUUUUGAUGUCUUUGGUGGCAUUUAUCCUUUUUGCAGUGAGUGGGAGGUGUGUGAGCUUCAGUGUGUUUCCUGCAGAGGAAGAUGAAAUGUCAGUGGAGAGGAACACUCAAUAGGAGAAACACCGGAAGUGGGGAGGGGAAAAUCGUGUCUUUCUGUUAAUUUCCUGCAAAGUGGAACUGAACGUUGAAAAAUAUCAUUUCUUUACUUCUUCUUUCUCUUUUCGCUGAGUCAACAGAAAAUAAAUAGGUCAGAGGGUUCACGCAGGAGUUAGCGAGCUGGUCAAAAUUAAAGAAGGAAAACACAGAGGAUAAACUGUGUUUUGUGAUUUGAGUGUGCAGUAAGAUAUGUGAAAAAUGUAGUACACAGUGUUUCUGAGUCAGAACCCUAUGUGGUCUCUUUAGCUGGUCUCCAUGGUAAGCAUUCAUCGCCUUCAGAUAUCUCCUGUCCUCACUGCUGAUUCAGCCGGCAGGUUAUUGUAGUGUUUAUGGCCUCCUUCAGUCUGAGCUCAUAAUCUUAAUCAUCGCGUUUUAUGUCUGUGUGUGUGUGUGUAGCCAACAGAUGAUGUCAUGUUUUUAAAACAAUGGUCGAACUGUGUCAGAGGUGGUGGAGAUAAGAGGUGUUAUUGGAGUGAAGACAGAUGAAGAGCUGCUGGUUCAAUAAAACAGACUCUUGAUGAUUCUGCUGCGUCGUUUAGAACUAAACAUGUAAUAAAAGAGAAAUGAACACAUAAACAAUCAUGCCAAUAGAAAUAAAAGUAACUUUAACACUAUUGAAAAGGAUAAAAGUAAGGAAACUGUCUCAGAUGUAGUGUUUUGGGAAGAAGUCUAAACUUUGACCUUUCCCUCUACAGAGCAUGUACCCGUCGCUCCCUGGCCUGCUGGAGGGGAACCCGUUCUCAGAGAGCGGUCAGCUCAGGGUUCCUGAUGGACUCAGCAGCAUCCUGGAGGUUUUGAAGGAGGCCUUGAAUCUCUUGACAGCUUUCCAGGUCCAUCCAGACAUCUCCUUACAGCUGUGUGCGUACCUGUUCUUCUUCAUCAACGCCUCGCUGUUCAACACACUCAUGGAGAGAGGUAACAGAUACUGAUAUGUGAUAUGCUGAACCUGGUAAAAAUAAAACUACUUCUGUUUUCAGACAUCUUCAAGAAUAUCAGAUUCCUAACUGUAAGAUCAAGCUGAAAUAUCUUUAAAAAUUAAACUUUAUUUCAGCAUCACUAUGAUCUUUUUGUGUCUGAAUGUAAGAAUUCCUUCUGUUGGUUAUUAAAGCUCCUGUGAGGAAGCUUCAGUAUGUGUCAGUUUUGGCGCCCCCUGUUGAAAAAGCAAUGUUGUUUGUCUAGUGCUGACUUUUUACAGUCAAAAAAUUCUCUAUUUUUCAUAAUUAAUGUCAAAAUUAAAAAACAUGGCUUUUUUCAGUGGCUGCAGUGACACCUACCCCCUCACGCUGGUUUUAGGAAUUAGAUUUUACGGUUUAAACCUCAACAGUCUUGUUGCUGAUGGUCGUGUUUGACUCUUGUGAACAUAAAACGGCAUUAUUAGAAAUUUCAGUCCUCUUCAUGAGUGUCUGAAAAUUCCUCACAGGAGCUUUAAACCAUGUAACAAGCUUCUCUAACACAUGUCACAUUUUAUCUCCAGGUUCUGUGUCCGACUUCUACCAGUGGUCCCGGGGGGUUCAGAUCCGGGCCAACCUGGACCUGCUGAUGGACUGGAUCCAGAGCGUUGGCUUGGGAGAGCUGGCAUCAGAGUUUUUCCAGAAGCUUUCAGCUGCUGUCAACCUGCUGGCCACGCCCAGGGAGACCCUCCUACAGGUCAGAGGUCAUCUGCUUCUCCUUCCUGUUUGUGCCUCAGCAGUGCAGGCGUGACCGUCGAUUGUGGUCACGUCUGCGUCAGCCGGAGCGUUUUCAUUGUUUUAAAGGUUUCAGAAUGACAUUAAUAAUUUGUGUUUAUGUGAAAGGUUCAAAACGUGGGAAAUCUGAGCUUCACUGAAACCUCUGAAUGCAGAAGGUGACUCAGUGUCAUACAGCUUCCUCUUAUCAAUUUUAAACACUGUGGUGAGUUAUAACGCAAUAAUUCUCACCGGUUUAUGGUUAAGGAAGCGCUAUGAACCCACGAAACAUUUACAGGAAAAGAGUAAAUAGAUGACCUCAUGGUGUUGGUAAACCAAAUCAUAAAAACAUAAGUACCUUUUAACCUGAAUGAAAGCCUAUUUCCAGGAACUAAUUUGUUCAGGGACAAACACGUUACACCAAAGGAGGUUUAAAGCCUCUAACACCCUCUGCACACCUCCUACACAACUCUUUUCUAUUUGUUUUUUUUCUGUUGAGCAGUAGUUUCUAACCAACCAAACAUUUAAUCCCUUCAAGCUUAGCGCUCUCUGAGUUACCUGAUCAGAUCCUGUUUACAGUCUGAACCGCAGAGCUCUCACUCUGCUGCUUAUUAAACACCCAGACACACUCAAAGAGAGCUGACAUUCAGCCUUACACACACGCAGGUAUAAUUGUACACAGGUAUGACAGGUUCACAGGUGUGAGAGGUACAUGGGUCACACUUGAGUUCAGAUGGAUAAAGUUACACAUCUUUUCCUGAUUCACCGGUUGUUCUCUAAGAUGAUGCUGUCUGUGUAUAAGUGCUGUGAGAACAGAGUGUACAGAAUGAAACCUUUACUGCUUUAAAUAGACAGAGUUUUCAUCAGAAAGACGCUCUUGUACCAAAAGAGGCUAAAAACAUUCAGAUGUAUCCAAACAGACAAAUGAAGCCACCUGAGACCAGCUCCAAAAGUCAAGAACACCCGAGCUGAAAUGACCCUCUUUAAACAUGAUUACAGCUGUUUUUUCCCUUAAAACGCACAUUUGUUUAUAGAGGAAGUUUUUUUUUUUGUGGAGCUCAUCCAUUUUAAAGAUGACAAGUCUAGAUGUAGUGCAUAUAUUUGCAUAAUCAGAGGCUGAAAGGUGAGUGAAACUAUUUGUUUGCACCAACUUCAACACUUUACCUCUUUCUUUGUUGACCAAAUGUUAGGUUGUAUCAGCAUUUCCAAUAUGGUGAAUGUUCAUCAUUUCGCUUGAAAACGCAUCUUAUAGGGAUCCAAAAUUAAUUUUGGGUCAAAUGCACAGUGACACAGACAAAGUUGGUAUAACUAGAGAAGCAAGCGGUCGGCAACAUUCAUCCCUCGAGGGGGUGUGUCUAACUCGGUGUUACGGUGUGUUUACCUGAAAUUAAUUUUACGCCAGAAUAUCCCUUUAAGAAACCAUCAAUGGCCAACCAACCAAGAUUAAUGUAUCCAUGUGUCCUUGAUCAACUAUUUAGUUUGAUGAUUUUCGUGAUUUUUAAACAUUAACAUUACUUUUUACUUAUAUGCUUUAGUGUUCACCCAAACCUUCAUCUUAUUUUAUGUUUAAACUGUUUUUUUUUUAAUCUAUAAGAAGAUAACUUUAUCAAUAGGGAUUCAGGAUAUUGGAUUUUGGCUGAUAUCUGACUAUUGUUUUUAAACUAAUUUUGGUUGGUCAUAAAGCUGAUAUAACAUACAGCUGUAUUUGUUUUGAAUGAAAAGAACACAAAGUAUAUCAUUUAGCAUCAGGAACAUCAUUGUGUUUUUUUUAUAUCGCUCCUUGAUCACCAACCUAUCAGAAUUAAGGAGGGGCGGGACUUCAUCAACAAUAGCAGCAAAGAUCGAUGUCAAGGAGGAAGUCACCACAUUUGUUUUUUUCGUCUAGAGCUGCUGCUAACGCUAUGACACUUGAUGACUUUUGUUUUCACAUUUUCUCGUUAAAAUACGGUUAUAUGAAAGAAAAUUUAAAGUGUACAAAUUAUUUAAAACAGAGCUAACAGUCAACACUGAAGGAAUCAGAAGAGAAACGGGUCAACUGUCGUAAUCCAGCAUCAGUGAGAGCUGGUGAGAGGUGCUCUGAAAUUGAGGUCCUGGUGGGCUCUGCUACAUGUGGAUGUGUAUUUGGUUUUAAAAUCAAAUCACUGUUUAUUUUUCUAAACUGAUUAUGAUGAUUAAAUUUACCAUUAAAUAGACGUCUAUGGCUAGCACUGACAUGACGCUGGAAGGUGAAAUAAUGUACAUUAGCUGGUUAGCUGGAUUGCUGCUCUCUGGAUAUUUACACCCUGGAAUAGUGAGCCCCUGAUUAGGCCGUGUUUUUACUGUCAAUGAUAAGAGGAAAUUUAGAUAUUCAAGCUGCCCACAGAGUUGUCUUAAACUGUGUGUAACCCUGCUCUGUAUCGAGGGAUUCAACCUCCAUAUUUUUAGAAUCUGGAUCAUAUUUGACUCUAAUUUUCACCCUGUGAGUUGACACCUGCUUUCAGUUGUGAGUCCUGUCAUGGUUCCAGUCUGAAACAUCUCAUCUGUCCUCACAGCUGUUCCAGGCAGCAAGCGUCUGGUCUGUUUGUGGGUUUGGCUGGUUGGUAGGAGGCUGCUGGUUUUAAGAGCCCCCCGCCCUGCAUGAGCUCACGGUGCGGCUGCUCACAGAGAACACACCCUGCAUAGCAUUCAGUUUAACAUCUGCAGAUUCGGGCUUUACAGAACCGAGGAGGCUCUGCGGCUCGGGCUGAAACCACAGCAGAGGGAUGUGGUGGAGUUUGUUUGGCCAGCAGGAGAUAUUUUAGGAGAGGAAAAGUGCUGAACAUGAACUCUCAGACAUAACAAACAGAUAGUUCUUAUAUUUGGUUGUUUAUAGGCAGCAUUUAAACUCCCUCUGCUGAUCUCAGCCUGUCUGUGAGCAGAGAAACACAACUGCAUUAAAACUCAGGGUUUCAGUUUCAGCACCAACAUGUCCGGGCAAAAUCCACGUCCAACAAUCCAGCUGCAGAGAGACUGAAAACGCGAUGUAAGAUUUUUAAUGUCUGUCUUUAAUUGGUACAUGGAGGUUAGCUGGAUGUGACUCACCUGUAUUUAUCCUCCAGCUGCUUUCUGUCAUCAGCAUGUCAAAUCUCCUCUUUCCAAAGUCUCACAGGAGAGACAGAGCGCAAUGUUCUCACAACAAAGACGAUCUUUUAAUUACAACAAUUUCAACUUUCUUUUGAAAAGUAACUCCGGUAUGGAGCUGUGUGAAAUGAGAAAACUCUACACUAAUGUUUCGUCUAGACUGAGACACUUUCCCAGGAGGCUUUUCUUCAUGUCUGGCCCUGCGGUGACAGAAACAAACCCUCCUCACCAGAUCAUAAAACUGGGUUAAAUUACUUCACAUUUAAAUGAGAGAGUAGCGAUGUCUUUGUUUGGAAAGAGGCAUGACGGGAAAAUGCCGACAAUGAAGGGUUUUAUAAUCCUGUAUUUUUAGUUUUUUUUAACAGUGACUUUGCUCAACGUGCCUUUAUUGUCUGUUUCCUUUUCGUUUGUUUGUCCUUAAAGGCGUCCUGGUCGUCCCUCAGGUCUGAGUUUUCCGCUCUGAAUGCGGCUCAGCUGCACCACAUGCUGAGAGAGUACAGCUCGAGUAAAUCCUGCCCUCCCGGCUGGACGCCUUCACCAGAAGACGUGAAGGACGCUGUCAGGACAGGUAAGAGAUUAAUAGGGAUUCGUUCACAGAAACAUACAAAAUAUCUCUCCCUCUCACCUGAGUUCCCCUGGCAGAGUGACAAUAACACUGUGACAACUGAUCCAGAGUCAGUCCAGGUUUUAAUUUACUGAAUUUAAUUGGCUGCUCCCCUAAUCUGAGCAUAAUGAACUUAAUGUAAUGGAGCCGUUCCUUUAGUUAGCUCUCAACCCAAAUACAGAAAUAGAGUCAGCGACACGAAGCUGUGACUAUGCUCUUGUUGUUAUUUGAAAUUAUGUUUAUUACGUCUGUAUUGAAUAUUGUCCCUCCUCUCUUCCUAUAGCUGACAUCCUGCAGAGCUUUGAUUGCCACCCGCCCCUCGUCCUGCCCGCCUCCGCCUUCCACCUGGAGCUUGGGAAACCCCUCGCAGACCCCGCUCUCUUCACACAACUCACACACCUGCGGGAGUUCAUCUGCCAUCUCUCCCGGCCUGAGACCAGACCGGAGUCCGUACCCGAGUCCGUACCCGAGUCCGUACCUGAGCCCGUACCUGAGGCUGUACCUGAGCACAGCGAAGCAGACCAGGUACUGACUCUCAGAGAGAAUGCGGGACUGUUUCUGUUUCUGUUUCUGCGUCUGGUUCUAAUUGACUUUCUCUCCUCAGACUCUCAGCAAGACCUCAGACAGCCCGUCUACAACCUCAGCCCCUCUCACGGUCCUCCAGGAUCCGACUCAUCAGGAGGGCUCUGACCCGCUGACCUGCUCCUCUCCGGAUCUGAAACUGGCCCCCCCUUCAGAGCCAGCCCAAACUCGAGGAUCUCAUGGGGACCUGAGCAGCUGUGAGGAGGUUCUGACUCAGAAACUGAAGAGUUUAGAGCUGCAGAACUCACUGCCUGGACAAGCGGACCUGGUCUACCAUAAAAGCCUGGCCCUGGACCCUUCCUGCCUGCUGACACCUCCCAACACCCCCCAGGGCCUUGAGCUGUCUGAGCUGGAGGCCAACCUGCAGGAGGGAGCACGGCAGCUGAGGGAAGGUAAAUCAACAUCAAGAUCUGCAGAGUUAUUCAAUAAAAAACACCCGAAAUAAAAAAAAUAUAUAUAAUCUGAUGGAUCCAAACUGAAGAGGGGCGGCAAGGAAUGUACCUAAAAGAGGCACAAAGUGAUAUCAGGAUCGUAAGAAGAAACUAAUACAUUUUAUUGAGCAGAAAUCUACAAACUAUUAGAGUCUGGCAGUUAAUCAAAAAUUUAACUUUGUUAACCGUUUUAACAUAAACUAUCCAAAUCAACGUUUAUGGGUCAUUUUUGGUAUUAAAGCUGCUAAAAGUUUUACUUUUUUUAAUCUCUUAAACAAAGUUCCUAUGCAGCAAGAUGCUCAGUGGCAAUCAGAGGCCCCCUCUUUCGGGUCCUCCAGUUCACAUAGAUUUAAUUGGCAGUGUACAUGAUUGAAACUGCUGCAUGUACACACUUUGCACACACAUCACCAAGGCUGUUGUUAACACUGAGACCUCAAACUGACAGUACAACUCAGAAACAAAUGCACAGUUGCAGCAGAAAUUCUUCUCAGAACAUUCGCCUUUACCUCCCAUGAAAACACUGUGGCUGACUAUCUUAUCCUGGAGUCUCCUCACAUCAAUCAAGACUAGAAAUAAUUAAAAAAAAAGAAUAAUAACUAAUUUUAAUAAUGUAGUAACCCUAGCUCUGUAAACUUUAAUAUUUAUUUAUAUUUAAAGAAUCAUAAUUCUUUAAAGCUGCAUUGACAAACCCAGUUGAUAACUUUCAAUAUAUUAGUUUGGUUAUAUAUUGUUAUAUUAGUAGCGUCCCUGGCGCCGACAUAUACAUGUUUGUGAAGCCGUCAAGUACACUGAUACUGCCUGUGUGCCGUUAAAACCAAACAGAUAAAAAUAACAGAGUUCAUUUGGCAGAAUAAGAACUGAAACCUGGACACAGAGGAUCAAAUAUGUUCAAACUACACAGUGACACACACUGCAUCACAAAGGCUUAUUCAUAACUCCUCACACACACACACACAUACACACAUACCUCCCUCUCUCUUUCUUUGACGUCUUUUCAGGAAACUUUAAGUGACUUGACCUUUGGCUUUUUGGACCUGUUGUGUAUAUUAGUCGGCGGUGGUUCCUGGUCCAUCCUAAAAGUUUCUCCCAACAUGAAAGAGUUAUUUUAUUGAUUGUGAGCUCAGGAAUGCAGAGAGGAAAGAGUGCAGAGGGAGGCUUGGGGUGCAGGAAGGAGAGUUUCCUCUCCACCCUCAGUGUUCCUGAACGCCACCGACAUGAAGUCAUCUUUGCUCUGAGAGGGUCUGACACUCUAGAUUUUAAAUAGAAAUCUCUUUUCCUGUUAGAAUCAUAAACUCUGAAUACGCAGCUGUGCUCAACCUUGUUACAGUACAGUAUGUGAAAUGUGAACUUUUCUUUCCUCCUGUGGAUAUGAUGUUUUUUUCACAGUGUUCAAAAAUAAGAGCAGAACUUUUUAUUGAAGUCUAUUAGAGUUUAAAAAGUUGAAUAAGGAUGUCGCCAAAAUGAGAAAAAAAUGUUGAGUGAUUGUAUGUUAAUCAAUAAUAAUAAGUCAAUAAUAAUACUGGGAUAAUACUGUGAAAGUUGAGUUUUAAUUAAGAGAUUAAAAAUAGAUCAAACUGUGAGAUGGUGAUGCAUUAUAAUGAAAUGUGAGGGUGGUGAAAAAAUAAGAUUUAAAUAUGGCAAACAGAGGGUUAAAUUUAAGAUAAAAUAGGAUAAGAUGAUGAAAUGAUGAAAUGAUAGAAAAGUUUUAAUUACAGGAUUAAAUAAAAUAUUGUAAUAAAAAAUGUUGUGAAAGUCAUAACUAUGAGAUUAAAUGUCAAAAUGAUGUGACAAAGUUUGAGUCGUGCGAGUCAAAAAAAUGAAACAAAAGUAAUGAUUAUGAAAAAACGUCAGAGGUGAGAUAAAAUGAUUUAUUGAUGAGAUAUUAUUAGAUAAUGAGAUAAAAGGUUACAAAAUUAGAUCUAGUGUUAAAAUUAUGAGAUAAAACAUCAAAUGGAUGAGAUAGACAGUUUUAAUAAUGAGGAAAAAAAGAAUUUAAUGAGAAAAGUAAAAAAAAAAAAACAGACAGAAAUAAACUUCCAAACACCUGCUCACAGCAAACCAGGAGUAGUUUUCAUUUUAUUUUAACCCCAACCACAACUCUUUUAGAGUUACAACCUUCAUUUCAACAAGUGUUUUAAGUUUGAUGGACAAAGACAGAGAAAAGUGAAAUACUAAAAUAUGCGUUUUAAUGUAUAUGUUUUUAUCAAGCUUGUGACAUCCAUAUCUGACUGAAUAUUUUCAUCGUAAAGAUCGAACAACAUUAGCUCUGCAGUUAGUUCAGGAUCUUAAGAUCUGCUUGGUCCCGUCCCUCAUCCCCCUCUCUGAUCAGCUUCUGAAAACACUUUCUGUCACAUGUGAUUGUGUUUGACUGUAAGAGGUUCAACCUGUUAAUGCUCCUUACAGACCCCUCACCGCGUGAAUGUGUGUGUGUGUGUUUGAGUGUGCGUAUGUGCGGCACAGAAGGCUGAGGGAUUUAGCUGAUGUUAAUCAGGGGUCUUUACUCUCAUUGGUCUCUUGUUUCUUUCUGUUUUCUCUGAAUGAAAUCAGUAAUUUGUCUUGACAAUAGCUAACAGGCUUUAAAAACACUGCGAGAGCUUUGAGUCUUUACAAAGUGGACUUAAAUAAAUGACGAGUCAGUUUAUUAAUCUGCAACAACUUUUGAAACAAAGGCUCAAGGAGGUGAACUUAAGAGACAUUUUUUUACAAAAGACAAAACUAUGAAAUAUUAAAAUGCAUGUCUUUUUCUACACUGUGGUAAAGACUUUUGAUUUGGUAAGGAGUAAACAUUCAACUUUUUUCAAACCAAUCAAUCAAUAAGUCAUGAAAAAAGUCACAUUUCAAUAUUUCACAUAUCAAUAUUUCAGACACUAUUAUCAGCUGUAACUAGUUAACUUUCACCAGAUGACAGGAGACAGUAGUGUUGCUUGAUAACAAUAUCAAAUUAUUUGUUUGUUUACAUCCAGCACUUUCCACCAAAAUAUCUGAUUAUGACCCAAUAUUAUCUUUUUAAUAACUUGUGAGUGCUAAUACUAUUCAUCUGAUCAUUUUGCCCACAUUGGAUCAGAUACAUAUAAAUGUAUAAUGUGAAUAUGAUGAAUUUACGCCCUGCCUGGGUGUAGCUCCAGUAGCUGCUCUCUGUGUUUUUUGGCUAGCAGCUAAUGGUCAAUAUUAUUCUGAAAAGUGGUUGAUCCCAUAAUCUGACCCAAGAAUCACAGCGAGGCAGUGAUGUCAGAGCGAACACAGACAGGCAUCAUGGGAGUUUACAGUCCGGUUGGUGCGUGGAAUCUUAAUCUGGGGGGGCGGCAUUGUUCAGGGCCGGUGCUGUGUGUGUGGGUGGGUGUCGUGGAAAUGGUGGGGAGGGGGUCUGCAGUGUGGGAACUGGUUGUAUUUUGAAGCUACAGCCACUGUUACGACUGUGUUGUAGUAACAGGACAAACAAAAUGAGAGGACCUACCUGUUUCAUGUUAAAGGGAUAUUCAGGCGUAAAAUUAAGUUAGGGUCAAACACACCGUAACACCGGGUUAGACACCUCGUCAAGAGAUAAAUGUUGCUGACCGCUUGCUUCUCUAGUUAUACCAACUUUAGUAACGACCGCACGAUAGCAAUACACAGAGCCACACCCUCAACUAAAAAGCCACUCUAUAGCUACAAAUAAUGCUCAGAACAGCACCUAACUUCAUCAACAGUACAUAUAGGAUCCUAGCCACAGCAUUAGCCACCAAACAUCUUUUUAACUUUGCCUAAUUUCUUUAGCAAAGAAGGUCUCGCUACAAACAAGCGACUGCUGGAGGAGAGUAGGUGAGUUGUGUUUAGUCUCUUUGUGAAAGAAAUUAAGCAAAGUUAAAAAGAUGUUUGAUGGCUAGUGCUAUGACUGGGACCCUAUAUGUACUGUUGAUGAAGUUAGGUGCUGUUCUGAGCAUUAUUUGUGACUAAAGAGUGGCUUUUUGGUUGAGGUCUGUUUAUGGCUCCUCAGACCGCUGUGUAUAGCUAUCGUGCGGUCGUUACUAAAGUUGGUAUAACUAGAGAAGCAAGCGGUCGGCAACAUUCAUCUCUUGACAGGGUGUCUAACACAGUGUUACGGUGUGUUUGACCCUAAAUUAAUUUUACGCCAGAAUAUCCCUUUUACAGGGGGCUAACUAGUCAGCUUUAAAUGGCUAAUUAUUAUGCUAACGAGCAUGUUACUCUCACACCUGUAAUUACUGAAAAUGUUUAAUCAGCUUGUGCAGAUGGCUGUUUACAUGCAGCUAAUUGCGGUAAUCUUCAUGCUGUCUUUUGUAUUUUUAUGCCCCGAUACAUGUUUGUUAAAAUAGACUCAAUUAACAUGAUUAACAUGCUUUACUUUUCAACAAGCUAACUUUUUAUGAUAUACAGAUACAGAUGAUGCGAAUACUAAUGUGGUGAGCUAACACGCUCUCUAUGACACUCCUAUUGGGCUAGCAUGCAGCAGUGGGAUGUAUACCAUGUUGCCUUCUCUUUAUGGUGGUUGGCAUGCUAAUACUUUUGGUUUGCAGGUGUUUGCUUAAACCUUUUAUCAAACAAGGUAAAUAGAAGGAUUACUGCAGUUAUUGUGAUAUUUUUACUUCAAAUACAGGAACUGUAAAUAUUGAAACUUUCAGAUGGAGGUGAAAAAGUUACUUAGAGGGAUCAAGAGUUUCACAAAGAACUGGGUCCCUGAAUCAAUGAAGCAGUUUUUACAUCAAAUUAAAUCUGGACCAGCAUUAAUCCGGCCCUGACCCAGCAGGUUCAGUUUGGGUCCUGGUUUAUGUUUGACCUAAUUUGUUGACCUGAACAUGUUUUUUUUCUUUUUGUCUGUUUUCAGCGAGUGGAUGUGCAGAGAGACAGACAGAAGACAAAGAAGGUGAAGGUAAAGUUGAGGAAGAGGAAGAGGAGGAGAAUGAGGAAGUGUUCAUGGUGGAGAUACACAGAGGACCUCACGGCCUCGGACUCGCCCUGGUAGAUGGAAUGGUACGAUGAUGACCUCUCUCCUUCAUCACCCAGCAAACAUCCUCUUCGCCUACUUUUUUACUCCUUCUCUUUGUUAUACUUUUAUUAAAGCAUCAACUGAACUGUAACAGUGACACUGGUGUAAAAAGACUCGAAAACCAGCUUUCAUGUUUUCUCAGUUUAAUCCACACAGAAUAAAAAGCUUUUGUAGCCGCUUAAUUCUGCUGUAACUAAUCAGAUUAGACUUUUAGAUUUUAGUUGGAUAGCUCAAAGAACAAAUUGAAUCACACUAAAAGUUCCUGCUGAUGGACUCAAAAGAUAUCAUGGUAAGAUGACAUAAACAGUGUUACAUGCUGGUGUAAGCAGGUAAAGGGUGCAGCAAAAAAUGAGAAACACAAACAAUCUACACACAGCUUAGACAAAGAAAAGUAAUUUAAGAAAAAAUGUAACAAAAUGUGUGACAUUAUCGUCUAGAUUUUUUUUUUUUUUUUUCCCCCCUCACAUAGGCUGUUCAAUUUCUGACUUCUAGUUCCCAAAACACAAGCUUGCAUACAAUCCAAUGAGGAAACUAGACAAAUGUAAAUGAAGCACUCAGGCCAUUUAAUCUGUUAGGCUGGCUGUUACAAAAUCAUUGUUGUUCAUGCAACUUCAACAAAAAAGACUUAAAGUUGCAUAAUACUCACCAGAUACCCACCUCCCCAUUUGUUACAACCUGUCACCCUUUGUAAUAGGAUUAAGUAGUGAUUGUGGGACAAGUUUAGGGAGUACAAAUACUGUAAAUCCUCAAAUACAAGCUUCGUCCUUUCUUUGCUUUUAGUGCUAAAUUUACCAGAGCUUUAAUUGAACCAGGCUUGAUCAGAGACAGGCCUGUAUAUCAAAUUUUCUCUGUCUGAGAAGAGUAAUUGUUCAUAUUUUAUGGGCAAGUUUGCAAACUUUUGUGCCUAAGCAAGCCAAAAAGACAUUUUCUAACUUACACAACACAAGCAAAGAGUUGAAGCUCCACAAACAACACUGCUGGGCAAAUAUCAUCUCUGGAGGCUGGUGUUAUUUGCAAAUAUUUAAACAAGCCAUUUUGCAUUCUUCUGGAGCAAAACACGAUUAUUUUUGUGCAAACAAACCUUAUUGCAAAAAAAAAAUGCAAAUUAAACUAACACUCGUACUAAAAGCCAUGCACAUUGACAUUUCACCAGCUGCACUAGAGUAUGUAUAAGCAUCAUCACGCUAAAGACAUCAACACAACUGCUAGAUGACCUACAAAUAUUUAUACUUAAAGUCUAUUAUUAGUUUGAAAUCAUUUCAAGAUGGAUAUAGACUGUGAAACCUUUCACAUUGGUCAUGAAGUGACUCCACAAUCGAACACUAAGGAUCCCUACAAACUAUUUUAUCAUAUACUGUGUCAGGAUUAGAGCUCACAGUGCAGCUUGAAGCAGCAGAGAGACAGAGAUCUUGACAGUCUCAACAAAUAAUUGGAGCAAACUACACAGUGAUGUCCUUAAAUUACACUUAAAAUCUGACGUUUUUAUAUUAUUGUACAGAACCUACAGAAUAGUUAAUUUACUGCUAAGUUCUCCUUGACAGAACUGCCCACUCUUAUCAUAAAGAGCUGACCUUUAUUCACAAGGAAAAGCUCAUAGUUUACUUAUGCUACAGUGUUUUUUCAAUUGAGGCUCAGUACAUAAAAACAAACCUUAUUUUCUUCAUAUCUCUUAAACCUGUUCACUCUCUGUUGUAGAAAACUCCUCUGAAGAUGAGCGGUAUCUAUGUGAAGUCUGUUGUUCCCGACUCUCCGGCCGCUCAGUGUCACAAACUGAGAACAGGAGACAGAGUGCUCGCCGUCAACGGCAUCAGUCUGGUCGGCAUGGAGUACAACAUGUGAGUACAAACUGAAACACAGUGCUUGAAUCUGAUAUUCCCGCUCUUGAGCCUGUGUGUUUACAGCUUUGAGAAUUUUUGUGUGUUUUUCUUUCAGAGGUAGAGAGCUGAUCCGGUCCUCUGGAGACUCUCUGCGGCUACUUGUGGCAAAAAUCGACUCCAAGUCCAACAACAAGAACUCGGUUACGACUAAAUGCUGAAACACAAGCUGCUGCUGAGGACCGCACAGCUCAUCAGAUCCAGGAUCUCUCAGCCACACCAAAGAAGCUUUUCUCCAGUUCCUAACUUCAGACUUAUUGUGAAAAGAUUUUGUUUUCAGCUUUGAGACAAUCCGCUACUUCAGGACCGACUCGCUGUGUUUACAGUCACAGUCAGAGUGUAAAAAGAGAGUUUCUUUCGGCUGUCCAGCUCCUGUCAGCCUGUAAACACACUGCACAGAAACCACAAGGGAAGGAGAGCCGGGAGGAAAAUAUCCGUCUGUGGCGUUAACUGAAACGUCUAUUUAAACGUCUAAAUCCACAUUUUUUCAUCUGAAAAAAUCAUCAGGCUGCUCCAGGAUCAACACCUGGUUCAUUUCUGGCAUAAACUGGAAUUAUCUCGAAAUGACUUUAAAACAUUUUGGCUUUACUGCUGUUUCAAAAAACUGUGAAACUGCAUCUGCACAUUGCUGUAAACCCUCAUCUGACAGAGUCUUUCACCAGGAUGGCAUUAAAUUUACGUGGCAUUUGUUUUUUUUUCCCGACACUACUUCAUCGUACAAACCUAUGAGUCAAUAUUGUGUCUUUUUCAUCAAACUUGUAGAACCUGGAAAACUCUGAAAACAGAGUUAAGCUUUAUUUUUCUUUUAGUGAGGCUGCAUGUAAGGAGAUGUUUUAUUAUUUCAUCACUUAUCAAACACACACUUUCUGUUGUAAACACUCCACUUCACACCUGUAUACAGUCAAUAUUAAAGUUAUCAUUUAAAUCCUGUCUCUUCCUCUCUGGGCUGAAAUCCUGAGAGCAGCUGAUGGUUUAAAAACACAAAUGGAUGAAAUAUCUCUAAUACUCUAUGAGAGCAUUCAGCUGCAGCCUGUUUGUGUGUUUACAGCACACACCUUCACAGUGUUAGAAUAAAAACACAGUAUUAAUUUUUGUAAUAUUUAUAUUCACAGUAUUUUUGGAAAUAUGGAAUAAAUAUUUUUGUCUUCAAACACUUGCUGGUAUGUCUUUUUUUUCUGUUUCUUGUGCAUGGUGUGUGUCUGUGUGGAUGUGUCAGGGCGUAGUUGCAGCUGGGUGUGUGUCUGUAGCUGUUUAUAGCCUCUCUGCGGUUGAUUUCUGCUGACUCUAAACAGCUCAGUCUCUUUAUUUUCUAUCAGUCUGAGCGUUUAAACACGUUAAACACUGUCAGCCCAAUAAAAUAGGCCUGAAAACCCAUCAGAGAGUGUGAUUAACCUAUAAAAAGUCUAAGGCUGCUGAGUGUGAAGCUUCCUGCUGCUUUCUGACAGAAAUCCUCUUUAACACUCCUGAUUAAAACGCCUGAUUGUUCAGCUCUUGCAUGUAGAAAACACUGCAGGUUUACAUGCUAACAGAGCAAGCCUCAAGCCUCAAUG
Molecule: messenger RNA, 31007 nt
Organism: Xyrichtys novacula (pearly razorfish)
Lineage: Eukaryota; Metazoa; Chordata; Actinopteri; Labriformes; Labridae
Source: the annotation of a GenBank genome assembly